AUGCCCGAGACGCGUCGUCCGAUGGAGAAAUCCGAGGGCCGGGAUGAGGCGGGAUGGUGGCGAGAGAAGGGCGACGGAGGGAGGAGCGGGACCAGGUCAUGGACGGAGGGCCAGGAGCGGAGCGCCGAGAGAUACAGGAGCAGCGCGUCAGCGAGAGGAGGAGGAGGAGCGGGAGCGCGGUGCGAUUGGAGGAGAGCCGGUAGCGGAGGGGCUGCUAAUUUUCCUUUGGCCGCGGGGGUGAAAUGUUUUCCUUUGAAAAUCGGGUGGAACGUUCCGCGGGCCGCGGCGUCCGACUAUAAAGAGCUGCACCCUCCGGCGCUCUCCCCUUUGCUGGACCUGAGCUUCGAGCUCGAAGCCUCUUUGCGCGAGCGAGAGCGAGCGAGGGUGCGAGAGAGCGAGAAGAGGGGAGGGCAGAGCGCAGGCAGAGGCAGGCACGCAGGAGGCACAGAAGAGCGGAACGAGGAACGGAAAGGGGAGGAAGGGAGGCAGCCAGGGAAGGGGGAAUGUGAGUGGCGCGAGCGAGCGAGCGAGAGAGCGAGCGCGUGUUUGAUAGGUUUGUUUGGUCGGGGCCGAGCAGGUGGAGGAGGAGAGGAGAGGAAAGGAGAGGAGGCCGCAGGAAGGCAGAGGAGAGGAGUGGAGGAGGAGGAGGAGGAGCAAGAGCCGAGAAGAAGCGCAGGACGGAGGAAGAGAACAGAGCCGGAGGUCGCGAGGACUGACCACUUUACUGACGCACUGACAUGA
This is a messenger RNA of Marchantia polymorpha subsp. ruderalis, 741 nucleotides long. NCBI's taxonomy places the organism in Eukaryota, Viridiplantae, Streptophyta, Marchantiopsida, Marchantiales, Marchantiaceae. The record is from the annotation of a GenBank genome assembly.